UUGUUUUUUUCUCUAUAUUAUAAACCUAGUUUUCAGUUUCAACACCAUUUUUUUAGCUUUUUUCUUUUUCUUUUUUGAGCCUUCAUCGCAGUAAUGGAAGAUCAUGGUCCCGACCCUAAUAGUCCGAGCCAUGUUUCCGAAAGAAGUGAACCAGUGAGAUCAAGAUGGACGCCAAAACCAGAACAAAUCCUCAUACUUGAGUCCAUCUUCAAUAGUGGCAUGGUCAACCCUUCAAAAGAUGAAACUGUGAGAAUAAGAAAGCUGCUUGAGAAAUUUGGUUCCGUUGGGGAUGCUAAUGUCUUCUACUGGUUCCAAAACCGGCGUUCUAGGUCUCGCCGCCGUCAACGCCAGCUGCAAGCCAGCCUCGCAGCAGGUUCAGAACAAAGGAAUAACAACCCCCAAGCCCAAGCAGUAUACGGUGGGGGUGCAAUUCAGUAUGACAACAGUGGUGCGGCGGCUGCUGCCGCCAUGGGGUUUGCACCGCCACCUUUCCCCGUCGGUUCCUCCUCUUCUUGCGGUGUUAUGGGGGAUGAUGGGUUCGAGAAUCUGCUUUCAAUGUCUGCUCAAAUGGGGUUUCAAGAACUUGGGCAAAGCUCAAGUGUUUCAGAAACUUCAAAUUUGCACUAUCAAACUGGAUUCAUCACAGUGUUCAUCAAUGGAGUUCCAACAGAAGUUCCAAGGGGACCGCUUGAUGUGAAAGCCAUGUUUGGUGAAGAUGUGGACUUGGUUCAUUCCUCAGGUGUGCCUAUCCCCAUUAACGAGUUUGGCUUUUUACUUCAGAGUUUGCAACAUGGAGAAAGCUAUUUCCUGGUUUCUAGAGUAACUUAAACCUUGUAAGUUCGGAUUUAAAAUUUCAACAUCCACAAUCUCUUUUUCUAUUUUCAAGUUUGUACUAGAAAAAGUUGCAAGCAAGUGGGAGAGCUGCCAGUAUUAAGUGAUAAAUAUGGUAUCAUGUAACAAGUCCCAAGUUUUCCUAGCUAUUUUGCUUUAUUCAUAUAUCUCUCCUUAACUUGUUUCCUUUCUAUUAUCUCUUGCUUCAUAGGAGCUCAACUCAACCUGAAUAUUACAUAAAUCUACAUACACCUUUUCCACAAUCCAA
Gossypium raimondii (Peruvian cotton) is the source of this 1099-nucleotide messenger RNA. Its product is annotated as WUSCHEL-related homeobox 11. Gene Ontology annotation, molecular function: DNA binding; DNA-binding transcription factor activity. NCBI's taxonomy places the organism in Eukaryota, Viridiplantae, Streptophyta, Magnoliopsida, Malvales, Malvaceae. The record is from RefSeq and is a predicted model, not a curated record. Gene Ontology annotation, biological process: adventitious root development. The transcript is spliced from 3 exons. Bases 94 to 828 code for a protein of 244 amino acids.